AUGCAGGUCCAGGUAUCACAGGUACAGGACAUCAGCUGCAGUCUUUGCCUCAGCAUCAGCCCCUCCCCCUGCCCUCCUAACCUGACUGACCUGGGCUUGCUCUCCCCCCUCUCCCCCUCUCCCCCCUCUUCCCCCCUGGCUCUCCUGCAGGUCCUGGCCUCCCUGACGCCCUCCUCCGCCUCGCGCAGUAACGCCCCCCCUCCUGUGCCUCUCCCGCAGAGCUACGAACCCGACGAGCUGACGGAGGAGAUGGCCCACCUGGAGGGCCUCAUGAAAGACCUGAACGCAAUCACCACCGCGCCCUAG
Molecule: messenger RNA, 306 nt
Organism: Knipowitschia caucasica
Lineage: Eukaryota; Metazoa; Chordata; Actinopteri; Gobiiformes; Gobiidae
Source: the annotation of a GenBank genome assembly